AUGCGACUAGACCCGCUCCCUCUCCUCCCGCUGCUCCUUACCUCAGCCCGAGCCGCUGUCCGAGAAGACUACUCCGACAACACCGACACAUCCUCCCCAUUCCACCUACCGCUCUUCGACAGAAAUAAUAAUAAUCAUAAUAAUAAUGGAAACCCGAUCUUUAUCGACAGUCGCAAUGCGAAAGAGGCUGUAGCACUAGAAAGGCGCCAGAAUCAGUGUCCGGCAGGUUUCAACAGCUGCGCCUUGCUAGGUGCUGCCGGUGCAUGCUGCCAGUCCAAUGCCGUCUGCUCGCGCGACGAUGCGAAUCACAUCGCCUGCUGUCCCAGCGGAUCGAUGUGUACUGGUAAACUGACAGUCCCCUCCCAAACCACCUCCACCAACUUCAUGUUCCCCCAGCCAGGCACCGCAACAACCACUCCACCCCUAACCCCAACUCCCACCGCACCGGGAACCGCCUCGGUUGUCCCCAACGCCCCAUAUCCGUUUACUGUCAUCCCAACCACCUUUUCCAACCAAGAAGCCUGCGUCACCGCCUACUCAGGCUGCCAGGCGCAAUUCUCCAGCUGUACGGCGGCGCUGGGAGGUGUGCACGGCGUCACUGUUGGGGGUUGGAACGGGCAGGGGAUAACGGUAGCCGGUUACGCGCCGACAGCGGGGAAUCCGCAGUCUGUCUGCUCAAGUUUGAGCACGGCUGCUUGCCAUGGGUUACAGGUUGGGUAUUGUACGGCGUUUAGGGGUGGAGUGGGCUCCGGAGGGAUUGGACGGAAUGGGGGUUGGAGUGGGAAUGGAUUGUUGUAUGAUAUUGCGGCUGGGGUUGUAGUUGCGGUUGCGGGGAUGAUUGUUUGA
Paracoccidioides brasiliensis Pb18 is the source of this 846-nucleotide messenger RNA. RefSeq lists its product as uncharacterized. The transcript is spliced from 2 exons. The record is from RefSeq and is a predicted model, not a curated record. The coding region runs from base 1 to 846 and encodes 281 amino acids.